CGCAGCCGCCCUUCGUCCCCUGAAUCCUGUCCCAAACGCUUAUUUUCUGCAGAAGAGCCUCAUUGAUCUUCUCCACGUCAAGGUCUGCCAACCAAUUCUUCGGGGGUUGAAACAACCUUUUGCCUUGUUAAAAUCCUCGUGCAGGGGGCAUGAUGACCACAAAAUAGCUGUCCCGCGAUGGAACUACCCAAUGUGAACCAAACUUUUGAAGCGUGCAUGCAGUUUUGGCCCCGCUCCUUGUAGGUAAACGAAAUGGGCUCUCCCGGCAAACGCGUUCCGCGAAUGCCUUUAAAUGAGCACGCAAGAGCCUCUCCAUCUGGAUCUUGUUUCUCGUCGUUUCUUACCAUCCCAUUCUUUUUUUUUUCACUGUUGAUCUGUUGAUCCGGUCGGUUUCCACCAACUUUUUACUUUCGUUCACGGUUACCUUCUGGAAAGGGUGCCUCUUUUAUAUCAUCAUUUAAGCUUGAUCUGUAAUCCAAAAAAAGCAGUCUCCACCCUUAUUUCUUCUUCAAGAUGAAGUUCUCUUUCGCUGCCCUCGUCUUCGGCGCCUCGUGCGCCCUUGCCGUCCCUCUGGUCGAGCGCGAUCUGGUCGAGCGCCAGGCUGGUGGUGCCUGCUUCUUGGUCGGCAAGACGACACUCCCCAAGGAGGUUACGGACGCGGCCACGUCCAUCGCCCCGAGGGUCACGUGCAACGCCGCCGUCAAGACCAUCGACGGCGUGCCCGACGUCACCGAGGGAGACAUCUCGUUCAGCAAGAUCAACUUUGCCGACUCCAAGCAGAGCCCGCUGGCCUUUGCGCUGGCAAACUUCAAGACGGCCACGCCGCUCGCCAGCACCGACCUCAAGAAGUUCCAGGCGCAGGCCGACGUCUACACGGCCACCGAGGCAGGCAUCCGCUCCGUCGGCGGCAACUUCGCCCCCAUCAAGAUUCCCAAGUUCUUCCUGGCCAUGCAGAUCAGCAGAAUCCAGACCGCCCAGGGAAACCCUCCCGCGGCAGCUGCCCAGGACAUCGACCACCUGAGGGACAAGGUCCUCAAGAACUCGCCCAGGGAGAGCAAGGAUCUGCUGGAUCAGGUCACGCAGCUUGCUACCGUCCGCUCGUGA
Messenger RNA from Pyricularia grisea, 1104 nucleotides. RefSeq lists its product as uncharacterized. The transcript has 2 exons. The record is from RefSeq and is a predicted model, not a curated record. Lineage: Eukaryota; Fungi; Ascomycota; Sordariomycetes; Magnaporthales; Pyriculariaceae. The coding region runs from base 514 to 1104 and encodes 196 amino acids.